CGUUUGGACUUCCUUCAGAAUUACUUCGAACAAAACUCCUCAAAGCAGUUGUGGCCUGUGUCUCCCAGACGCCGCUUUUAUUUUGAAAGCACAUCGAGGUCUUGUGCACUGCUGGAACUUCAUUGGUGAUACGCGAGAGGAUCCGGAAGAGAAACUAGUGUGGAUGUCAUCGUCUCAGGUGACUGACAUGUUACCUGUGUUAGUUGUCCAUGGAGGGGCGCUGUGGUGGAGGCUGUGACGCUGAUGGAGAAUAACCCCUCCUUUAAUGCAGGCUAUGGUUCGGUACUGAACGUGAAAGGGGAGGUGGAGAUGGAUGCUUUCGUGAUGGAUGGGAAAACUCUAGCGACUGGUGCUGUGUCAGCUGUACGCAACAUAGCCAACCCAACACAGCUAGCACAAAUGGUUAUGGACAAGACGAGUCAUGCAUGUCUGACAGCAGAGGGUGCCAAUCAGUUCGCCUGCUCCAUGGGUGUCCCCGAGGUGCCAAUGGAGUCCCUCAUUACUGAGUACUCCCGCAUGUGCUGGAGGAAAAAUCGGGACCCUAAUGCCAACCCUGUGGAGUGCCAAAUGAGGGGAGUGGACACAGUUGGAGCUGUUGCAGUCGAUAGUGAGGGUGUUGUGGCCUGUGCGACCUCCACUGGCGGGAUCCUGAACAAGAUGGAAGGAUGUGUUGGGGAUGCACCCUGCAUAGGUUAUGCUGACAACAACUCAGGAGCAGUGUCGACUACAGGUGACGGGGAAGACAUCAUGAAGGUUGUUCGACUCACCCUGUUCCACGUGGAGCAAGGGCAGUCGGUGGAGGCAGCCAGUGACACGGCCCUGGCCUACAUGCAGUCCAGGGUGGGGGGUCUGGGUGGGGUGGUGACGGUGGACCCUCAGGGUAACUGGGCCGCUUGUUUCUCCAGCUUGCAGAUGGCGUGGGCCGCAGCGCAGAAAGACACGCUGCACUACGGCCUGUACAAAGGAGAACACUUCACACAGAGUAUGGAUGAGCCACACUGACAGAAAACACAUUUGUUUUUAGACUACAAGGUCCAGGAGAGGGGCUGUGAGUGUCAGCAUAUACAGACUCUCAGUGUUUGUACUGAUUGUGUGAUAAAAACAUUAAUAAGGAGCUUAUUUCAGCAUGCAGACAGAUUCUUAAGUCCCACAGAGACCUCAUGUGGUCACGUUGAUGCAACAGGAUUCCUGAGGAGCUCACUGACCUUCGACAGCCUCAGUGUCGAGCUGUCAUUUCACUGUCCGGAUAUUCUGGAGUCAAGAUCUCAUCAAUAAACAACCUGCCUGCUAUCUGUCACAAACAUGAUUAGGUCAUUUUGGCCAAAAUAUCAUCAUCAAGGCCUCCAUUUAUUGGAACAAACCAUCAUUUAGUUAUUGUUUUAACUGGAAAUGUCUGAAAAUCCCUGAAUCAAAGAAGCCAUAUGAGACACAGCACGUCUCUACUCUUAAGAAGAGGCAGAAGUAAUCUUAAAAAUGUAGUGGUUACACACAAUCUACUGGUGUCUAUGGGUUGUUUGUAGAUGAUGUCACACAGAGAAGAUCUCCAGAUGGGGGGCAGGGACUGGUUUCUGCAUUGAAAAGCACCAUCAAAAUGCCAAAGUUUGAGCUGUUUAACAUUUUAAAUUGCAAAAAAAGUAAUUUUGAGCUUGAGUCACAAAACUAGUAACACAUUCAGUCAAAAAAACAAAACAAAACAAAAAACUCUGAGACGGUGGCAGGCUCUGUCUAAAAGCUGGACAAUCUGAGUCGGACAACGGCCAUCUAAAGUCUGUUUCCAUCAAGAGGUCCAGUCUGGCUCAGUAGAGUUAAUCACUGUUGUCAUGGUAAAACCUGAUCUUGCUAGUAGGAAUGGGCGGUUAUAUAUAGUUUUUAUUUUAGCUUAAGAAAAAAAAAAAUCUUAUUUUGGUGAUCUAAUAAAAACAUGUUAAAGAAAGAUGAGCUGUAAAAGUAUAGCACCAUGGGAGCUUUGUAAGAGCUGUGAUGUAUGUUGCUGUCUCUUUUAAGAGAGUUUUUGCGGUGAGAAGGCUUAGAUGUGAGUUCAGUCUGUUGCAGAUCAAUCAUGGACUGACCCACAUGGUUUUCAUACCGUAGUAUAGUUUGUUGAUUGGGAGAACUUGACUUUGAACAUUCCUGUAGGAAGAUGUAACAAGUUGGAUUAAAGUACUUGUUCUAUCAUUUCUACUCUGGAGUCUUGUAGAAGUUUCAAGCAAUCAUUGACAAGUAAAUCCAAGGCCAACAGAGGCCAACAGAGGAUAUUGGAAGGAAGGAGCUUUGAAGGAUGCAGCUCAGGUUUAGAUCCAGCCUAUAUGUGUCUUCUUUCCUGUAUGUCAAAACCUGCUCUGUCUCUUUCUCCUUUAUUUCCCACUGUUCUAUCAAAAAAUACAGACACAAAAGCCCCAAAACAAAAAAUCUUUAAAUAUCUCCCCUAAUACUGAUACUUUUCUAUAUUAUACCUUUUUCAUUACAUUAGUUUAAAAAAAAAAAGUUUUCACACAUUUUUCAAACUCUUUGGUCCCAAAAAACUGAUCUUUGUAGAGUUAGAUUGAAACAGUGGCAACAUUUAGUAAAUUACAUAGUAAAUGUUUACUUUGCAUUUUUAAAAUGUGACAAAAUUAAGUUAAAUCGAAAUAUUUCACAUGAUCAUCUUUAAAUAACCUAGUGGCAGUAAAAAAAAAAAAACACAUUAUUGAUUUCUGAUAUGAUUGUGUGCAUUAUGUGAUACUGUACUAGUUGUGUGAUAUUACUUCUUUGCUGUCUUUGUACUAUAAAAUGAAGCAGUUCCAUCAAUGCAAUAUUGGAACUAGAGCUACUUUCUGUGAAUUAAUGUUUAUCAGGAGAUGAUUGAAAAGCUGAAAUACUGUCUGGGAAACACUGAUUCUUAACUAUUAAUGUCUUUAUCUCUUUCUACUAAAAUGUGAUUUUAACAGAUUUAUUUACCCUGACCCUGUUUUACCCUUUACAACCACUAGAGGACACUGUUUCAAUACAAAUCAACUCAGAAACUCCACAUACAAGUUAUUUCUUUAUUUUUAUUUUAUACAGUAAGAAAAAAAUGAUUACAAUAAAAUGUAAAGUAAGUGCUCUAUUAAAAUGUCAGGUCUUUUGGUCGUAAAAAUACGAAUAUCUCUGACAUCAGUUUAGCUCUAGGUACAUAUAGGUGUGGCUCAUAUCUGCAGUGUAUUUUGUGAAAUGGUAAUUUUGUUAAACCAUGGUGGGAAUAUACAAAAGCCUUCCUGCAUAUGCUGCACUCAUUGGACUCCACUAAACAGCUUUAUCUUGUAGCCGUGCUUACACUUCAGCCUCUUUAUCAAGCACCAUUUUGACUCAAAUAUAACACAGGAAUAUUCAUUGAAACACAACAGUAUACAGGGGUUGUCUUGUUCAGAGUGAAGACUUUUGAAUCCUGUAGACAUUCACAACAACACACAAAGCCACUUAGCUGUGAAGCAACUCUUCCACUUAUCAGUCUGCUGUUAAAUUUGAACCAUAAAUACAUGGAAUAUGGUGCAGUGGAAUUGUGAUUGAAACUUGUCAAAGCAAUUUCUUGUUUGCAAAUGCCCACCCACAACAAAAGCCAGGCUCCUGAAAGGCUGAAUGUCAUUAUGGUAAUAUAAAAGUCAAGAUUCCAUGACCAUCUGCUGAUCAGAACAGUCAAAAGGAGUCUUUUAAUAAGGUUUUCUCACAGUUAUUGUUUAUUUUCAAUCAGAUUUUUGUGGAUGCUAAAUGGCAUGUUAGAUUUUAAUACUGCAUUUUAAUUUUUUAUUUUUGAAGCCAAGUUCCUGGGAUUUACAACAUAUUCUUUCUAUCCCUCUCUCCUCUGCUUGAUAUAUUGAAGUCCUUCCAUAGAUCUCUGGUGGGAGGGACUAAAGGGCACAAGUGAGGGACACAUGGUUAUAACUCAAGGGACAUGAAAUGUACCAAUGGGCAUUUCUGAUUUGUCCUUUGUCUGUGAGUAGUCCUAUUUCUGAGUCAGCUGAUCCUGAGAAAAAAACUGUCCCAGACCCCCCUGCACAGAUAUAGGACACGUGUGACCUCUACAUCCAGAGUCAGUACCACGUAUGAUCAGAUUCAUCUUCCCUGGCAGUACUAUAAAUAAACCCAGGCUGCUGAGGAGAGAAUCAGUUACUAUUUUUAUAUUUUACUCAAACCAGAGCACAGCAGCAGCAUGUCUUCACUGUCAAAAGGCAGGUAAGGCCAGUUUUAUUGCAGCAAUGCUGAGCCUUCUAGUGGAAACCUCUUGCAGCAGGAGGGUGUGACUCUCGUCUUCACAUAGUCCUUUUUUCCCUGAGAAAAACAAAUAACAUCUCAAUGUACAAGAGUGAGAUGUGAUUAGAAUUCAAGCAUGAGGAUAUAAAACUUUAAAUUACAUUUCAUAACAGAAAUCACAUGGCCAAUCAUUAAGGCAACGUUUAGAGUGCUCAUUUUCAUCCUCAGCCUCUGUGAGUAGAUGUUCAUGGUAAAUUCUUGUAUUGACAUUUUGCCUCUGGUGUCACAAUAUCAGUCCAACCCCCGACUGGAUGAUGAAAAUCAUGUUACUGACUGGAUGUCCAUGCCAAAUAAACUGUCUUGCCCACAAAUUCCCCACAGCGAUCUAUAUAUUCAACCAUUGUUACCUCCUGUUGUGCAGGGGGUUCUUUCACAGGCAAGGCAUGACAGCAGCUGGCUCUGCUAGUUUGGUAACUAUGACAACCAGGAGUGUUGGUGUUUACACCUUAAAUAGCAGAGGAGCUUACUACUUCUCAAUUUACGUCACCUUAGUUUUAUCCAAACAUGUCUAAAUUAGAUCCAUGAUCUUUUAAAAGUCUAGGACUUCUCUUUAUAAAAUUGGAUUUUAAGUUAGAGAUCAUUUGACAGCCCACAUUUUUAACAACAAAUGAUGAAAACAUACAGACAGGAAAAUAUAAUAAUGAAAAAAAAAAAUACUAGCAACACAAAAGCAACAGUCCUGUAGCAAAGAAACAAAAGGGGGUUCAAAUACAGCUUAUGGACCUGAUGCUAUUGUUUUUUUCUUUCCUUUUGAAAAGCUGGGAAAAGUCUCAGAAAGUUGAACUGUUUUUUUAACUGAAAGUGCUGUAAAACCAACAACAAAAACAGCUGAUGCCAAAAGGUGUUUAAAGCCUUUAAGCUGGUAUUGAAAAUUAGCACUGUCAGUGCUAAAAGCCCCAGCUGUGGACUCAGACCAACAUGACUCUGUACAUGCAUGAAUUAGAAAAGCUCUAAGUCUGAGAUGGUUUCUCUCAGGUACAAGACUUUGAAAGAAAAGCCAAUCUAAAUUCUAAAACUUUAUUUAUUUAAAUGAUAAUUGAUAUGCACAACUUUCACAAGGAGGGUAUACAAGUGAGUUUGUGCAGGGGAGGUAAGAAAACCAGAGGUCUUGUAAUUAAACCUCUCCAUGUCAUGUAUUCAUCAUUACAACACAUGAAAUGACAGAAGACCAUGUAAAACCAAAGUAAGGAAAACAGUAACAAGAAAGAGGAAAUAAGAAUAGAAAAAGGAAUUAGU
Messenger RNA from Cheilinus undulatus (humphead wrasse), 5502 nucleotides. RefSeq names its product isoaspartyl peptidase/L-asparaginase-like. Lineage: Eukaryota; Metazoa; Chordata; Actinopteri; Labriformes; Labridae. The record is from RefSeq and is a predicted model, not a curated record. The transcript has 7 exons. The coding region runs from base 244 to 1002 and encodes 252 amino acids. Gene Ontology annotation, molecular function: asparaginase activity.